GAAAAAAAAAGUUAAAAAUUCCCCAACAGUUGGUGCAAACACGUCCCCAGCAGUUACUACAAUCACUUUCUCUCUCUCUAAAAAGCAGGAACACGAAAAGAUAGAGAGAAUGUGAAAAAGAAAAGCAAAAAAGGAGGAAGCAAAUCGAAGCUUAAGCUAAGAUGCUAAGAUUUACUCUCUUAUGGCUUCUCGUUUUCUUUUUAUCUCUCUCUUCAUCUUCAGCUCGGCCUGCACCUUUUGCUAUGCGCAUAAGCUGUGGCGCUCGUGAAAAUGUCCAAACCCCACCAACCUAUGCACGUUGGUAUAAAGAUUUUGCAUACACAGGGGGGAUUCCAGCUAAUGCAACACUACCAAGUUUCAUCACUCCUCCACUAAAAUCUCUUCGCUAUUUCCCUCUAUCUGAAGGUCCAGAAAAUUGCUACAAUAUUGAUAGAGUACCAAAGGGGCACUAUUCUGUGAGGAUUUUCUUUGGAUUAGUUGCACAGCCUGAGUUUGAUAAUGAACCUCUAUUUGAUGUAUCUGUUGAAGGCACCUUAAUUCAUUCUUUGAAUUCAGGUUGGACUAGCCAUGAUGACCAGGUGUUUGCUGAAGCCCUUGUGUUUCUUUUGGAUGGCACAGUAUCUAUUUGCUUCCAUAGUACUGGUCAUGGAGAUCCAGCAAUUAUUUCUAUUGAAAUUCUUCAAGUUGAUGAUAAAGCUUACUUUUUUGGUCCAGAGUGGGGUAAAGGUGUAAUCUUGAAAACAACUUCAAGACUGACUUGUGGCACAUCAAAGCCAAAAUUUGAUGAAGAUUAUAGUGGGGAUCAUUGGGGUGGAGAUAGAUUUUGGAACCCCAUCAGAACUUUUGGCCAAAAUGCUGAUGAACCAAGAUCAACUGAGAGUAGCAUUAAACAAGCUUCAGUUGCACCAAACUUCUAUCCAGAAGCCCUUUACCAAAGUGCUAUUGUUAGUACUGAUAGUCAGCCAGAUUUAGCUUAUACAAUGGAUGUGGAUCCCAAUAAGAACUACUCGUUAUGGUUACAUUUUGCAGAGAUUGAUGCUACUAUCACCGGUGCAGGGCAAAGGGUAUUUGAUGUCCUGAUUAAUGGUGACACUGUAUUUCAAGACAUAGAUGUUGUGGAGAUGAGUGGAGACCGCUAUACUGCACUUGUACUUAACACAACUGUUGCUCUUAGUGGAAGGACUCUGACAAUAACCCUUCGCCCUAAAAAUGGCAAUCAUGCUAUCCUUAAUGCCAUUGAGGUCUUUGAAAUUAUAGCUGCAGAGUUCCAAACUUUACCAGAAGAAGUUAGGGCUUUACAGGCAUUGAAGAAAGCAUUGGGGCUUCCUAAUCGUUUUGGGUGGAAUGGAGACCCAUGUGUUCCCAAGGAGCAUCCAUGGAGUGGAGCAGAUUGUCAUUUUGAUAAUUCUGGCAGCAAUUGGUUCAUUGAUGGCCUUGGUCUUGACAAUCAAGGUCUAAGGGGUUUCUUGCCUAAUGAAAUAUCCCAACUACAUCACCUGCAGAACUUAAACUUGAGUGGAAACUCAAUUCAUGGGACCAUUCCGUCGUCACUUGGAACAGUCACCAGCUUAGAAAUAUUGGAUCUCUCCUACAAUUUCCUCAAUGGAUCAAUUCCUGAAAGCCUAGGACAGUUGACUGCAUUACGCAGACUGAAUCUUAACAGCAACUCUCUGUCAGGAAGAGUUCCAGCUGCACUUGGAGGAAGGCUUUUGAAUGGAGCUAGCUUCAAUUUCACCGAUAAUGCUGGUCUCUGCGGCAUACCUGGAUUACGUACAUGUGGACCCCAUCUCUCUGCUGGUGCAAAAGUUGGCAUUGGCUUUGGUGCAUCUUUGUGUUUCUUACUGCUUGUUAUCUGUUCAGUGUGUUGGUGGAAAAGGCGGCAGAAUAUACUUCGAUCAAAGCAGAUUGCAGCAGCAAGAGGUGCUCCCUAUGCAAAGGCAAGGACCCACUUGUCGCAUGAUAUCCAGAUGUCGAGGCAUCAUAAUCAUGGCCAUGCUCGGACAGCUGCUGAGAAUGGACCUAGCUUGCUAUCGUGAUUAAUUAGUGUUCCAACUCUUCGUCUUGUUUGGGUUGCUGGAUUCUCAUUCGAUCAUGAAUACGAACUGCAGAACAACCUAGUUGAUUUGGCCCUCUCAGUUUCUUUAGUUCAUGAUGCUGUCUAAUCUUCCUUCCCUCCGGAAAUCAUCACCGGUAAAGCUGUAAAAAGCCUAUAGAAUCACAUCUAAAAGGUCAGAUACCUCAACAAUGACAGUAAAUGCAGCAAAGUGAAUCGUCUUGUACAUCGCUUCAAUUCUUUUUUUAAUCAAUCUUGGCAAAAGAAAUCUUGUAACAGAUUGAAGAACUAGUGCAUAUACAAAAUCAAUAUUUAUCCACCUAAUCUUCUCUGUAGUAAAUUCAGAAAGGAAAUCGACGUCGACUGGCUCCAUCGGGUCCUGGCAGAAUGGAAACAGUGGACAUAAUUCUCACAGGAGUAAGCUGUAAGCUUAUUUUCUUUGCUUAUAUGUUUAUAUGCUUAUAUUUUCUUUGCUUCGUUUUCUUUUUCAAGAGACUGCUGUUUAGAAUGUUAGCAAAUGUGUAUGUCCAACCGGUCAUGUUUUUCUUUUACAAUUCUAUGCAAAUAAAUUUUUAUGAUGACUUGGG
This is a messenger RNA of Durio zibethinus, 2640 nucleotides long. Its product is annotated as receptor-like protein 4. The record is from RefSeq and is a predicted model, not a curated record. Gene Ontology annotation, molecular function: protein binding. Lineage: Eukaryota; Viridiplantae; Streptophyta; Magnoliopsida; Malvales; Malvaceae.